GGGCCAAAUGGCAGGCCGACUGCAGGAGGGGAGGCGCCUCCACAGGGAGAUGCAAACUGGCAGCCAGAGGGAAAGGCGAGAAGACCGUCAGCGGAGUCCUAGAGAUGACUGCAAAGAACCAGGCUCUCCCUGACGUGCUGAGAAUACCACGGCCUGUCCAGGACCCCAUCUCAGUCCUGCAGUCCCCUGCCCAGCCCUUACGACCAGCCCAAGGCCAGCUCCUGAUGAGUGACAGCAGUCUCCGCUCGUUCGAGGACCAAGUCCUCUGCCCCAUUUGCCUGGAGGUGUUCUGCAACCCGGUCACUACAGCCUGUGGCCACAACUUCUGCAUGACCUGCCUCCAGAGUUUCUGGGACCACCAGGCUGCCGUGGGGGAGACACUGUAUUGCCCCCAGUGCCGGGAGAGCUUCCCCUCCAGGCCCCGCCUCUGCAAGAAUGUAAUCCUGGGGGAGAUGGUGGCCUGCUUCACCCAAGCCAAGGGCCAGGCCUCCCGGCCCCUGUGGAACCUGGCCGGGCCCAGGGACGUGCCCUGCGACUUCUGCUCCCCCCAGAAGCUCAAGUCUGUCAAGUCGUGCCUGCAGUGCGCGGCCUCCCUGUGUGAGAAGCACCUGCGCAGCCACUUCGAGGACCCGGUGUUCCUGAACCACCAGCUGCUGGAGCCCGUGUGGCGGCGGCUGUACUGCCGCACCGAGGGCAGCUGCGUGUGCGGGACCUGCCUCCUGGAGGAGCACAAGAACCACGACACCACCCCGCUGGAGGAGGAGCGCGCGCGCAAGGGGGUUGAGGUUCGGAAGGUCCAGGCCGAUGUGGAGAACCAGAUGUUGAUCAUUGCCUCUGACAGCCAGAAGCACCGGGGGCAGGUGGCCUUUCUCUCGAAACUGAUCCAGACGAUGCGAGACGAGGUGAACACCUGCUUCUCGGAGAUCACCCGGGAGCUGAAGCAGCUGCAGGGCAAGGUCUUGGACUUUGUGGACAAAGAAGAGGCGGUCGCCCUGGGAAAGCUGGGCAGCUCCAUCCAGCAGGGCCACAACCGGCUCCUGAAGCUGGAGGAGGACAACUCCUGGCUCCACACCCUGCUCGCCAGCCGCAGCGACCAGCAAUUUCUGCAGGAGUUCCCCAGGCUGCAGCACUUCUCAGCCUGCACAGAAGCCCUGAUGGGCACCAGCUGUGAAGAGACGCAGAGCUUCCUCCAACUGCCAGAGACCCUCGCUGAGCUCCGGGUGCAACUGGUAGAUUUGGGCCUCAGCUUUGUCAACCAGCUCCUCCUGAAGGGCAUCAAGAUGAGUUCCUAUGAGGUGCUGCCCCCCCCUGUGGACAGAAACGCACUCCUCAAGUGCUACUGCAACCUGAACUUUGACCCGGCCACUGCCAGCGAGGAGCUGUUCCUGUUCAAGGAGACGCACUCGGUGCUGAACCUGGGCAUCCUCCUGGAGCCCCUGACCACGGGCGGUCCCUUCCCGGGCUUCAAGCAGUGGCCGCAGGUGCUGUGCUCGCCCCCCCCCCGCCACUACUGGGAGGCAGAGGUGUCCAACUCGUGGGUGUGCCUGGGCGUCACCUACCGCCGCAGCCCCCCGCCCAGCGCCCACCCGCGCCGCAACAUCGUCUACCUGCUGGGCCGCAACCCCUACUCGUGGUGCCUGGAGUGGGACUCGCUGCAGUUCUCCGUGUGGCACAACAACACGCAGACCGUGCUGCGCGGCGCCUACCACCGCACGCUGGGCGUGGCGCUCGACUGCGGCGCCGGCUGCCUCUCCUUGCGGGAGGGCGGCGUCAGCCUGCUCUACCGCUUCCUGGUCACCUUCCUAGAGCCGCUCUACCCCGCCGUCAUGGUCAGCAGCGGCGCCUCGGUCACGCUCAAGCGGCACCCCGAGGCCUAGGUGCGCCGCCGGCUCAGGGCGGUGCCAAUAAAGCUGGUCUCCGAGCGCUGGCUGGACAGGGGCGCGCCGGAGGGUCCCGGCCCUGCGUGGCCCCCUGCUCCAGGGUUGGGUGGGUGGCCAGCCCGCCUCCCCUCUGCUGCCUGGACUCAACCAAGGUGCCUGCGAACUGGAACUCCAACCCCCUCACCCGCAAGAGCCACAGCCGGGCUCUGGGGAGGCCGGAGUUCCCCGACCGCUGUGCUGCGGCCUGGGAAGGGGAUUCCUGACUGGAGGACACCGCCCACCCGCAUCCCCCAGACGUCGGCAAAGGUCCCCGCCUUGGUUUUCCAGGCUGGUCUCGGCGAUUCAGCACUAGGGGCCCCAGGAGCUGUUUCACUUGUGAGUGGGCAAGACGUG
Molecule: messenger RNA, 2273 nt
Organism: Tupaia belangeri chinensis (Chinese tree shrew)
Lineage: Eukaryota; Metazoa; Chordata; Mammalia; Scandentia; Tupaiidae
Product: E3 ubiquitin/ISG15 ligase TRIM25-like
Molecular function (GO): zinc ion binding; protein binding
Source: RefSeq, a predicted model, not a curated record